AAAAUUAAAAAAAAACUAUUUAAGUGUUUAUGGUUGUUUGUGGAUUGCUCCGCCAUUUUGAUUAUUGAAAGUUGCAUUUUAUUUUUCUUUGUGUAUUGUAUUUUAAGUAAUUUGUGAUUUUCUGAAAUAGAAAAAAACCUGUAAACUAUGGGAGAAGAUAAAGAUCGCCGUCGCAGGUCACGAUCAAGGGAAAGACGCCGUUCUAGAUCUCGUUCCAGAGAAAGGAGAGAAAAGAGGAAGAGCAGAUCGAGGUCGCCAUCCAAGAGGUCCCGUAGACGCAAGCCUUCUCUGUAUUGGGAUGUCCCUCCACCAGGAUUCGAACAUAUAACGCCAUUACAAUAUAAGGCUAUGCAAGCGGCUGGCCAAAUACCGGCAAAUAUUGUCGCUGAUACGCCACAGGCGGCAGUGCCUGUUGUUGGCUCUACUAUAACAAGACAAGCGAGGAGAUUGUAUGUUGGCAACAUACCAUUUGGUGUAACUGAAGAAGAAACUAUGGAAUUUUUCAACCAACAGAUGCAUCUUUCUGGCUUAGCGCAAGCUGCUGGUAAUCCAGUCCUUGCGUGCCAGAUCAACUUAGAUAAAAACUUUGCAUUCCUUGAAUUUAGAUCUAUUGAUGAAACUACACAAGCAAUGGCUUUUGAUGGUAUCAAUUUCAAAGGACAGAGCUUGAAGAUUCGACGGCCCCAUGAUUAUCAACCUAUGCCGGGCACAGAAAACCCUGCUAUAAAUGUACCAGCUGGUGUUAUAAGUACUGUUGUGCCUGAUUCACCACACAAAAUAUUUAUAGGUGGACUCCCUAAUUAUCUUAAUGAAGACCAAGUAAAAGAAUUGCUGAUGUCAUUUGGCCAACUUCGAGCUUUCAAUUUGGUGAAAGAUUCCUCAACAGGACUUAGCAAAGGUUACGCUUUUGCUGAAUAUGUGGAUAUAUCAAUGACAGACCAGGCUAUUGCUGGACUGAAUGGUAUGCAGUUGGGUGACAAGAAAUUAAUCGUACAGAGAGCCAGUAUCGGUGCAAAGAAUUCUACAUUAGCGAUGACAGGCGCAGCGCCAGUACAGCUUCAAGUGGCGGGUCUGACAUUGGCGGGCGCGGGUCCCGCCACCGAGGUUCUGUGUCUCCUCAACAUGGUCACACCCGACGAGCUCCGCGACGAAGAGGAGUAUGAGGAUAUUCUCGAGGACAUCAAGGAGGAAUGUAAUAAGUACGGUUGUGUACGCAGUAUAGAGAUACCAAGACCUAUUGAAGGUGUGGAGGUACCAGGCUGUGGAAAGGUAUUCGUAGAGUUCAACAGUAUUGCAGAUUGUCAAAAGGCACAACAAACUCUCACAGGCCGCAAGUUCAGUAACCGUGUAGUCGUCACAUCAUAUUUCGAUCCUGACAAAUACCAUCGCAGGGAAUUCUAAGUGAUAAUCAAUUAUACCAUUUGGUUAUAACCGAAAGCCACUACGUCAUAAUGCAUUACUAAAAUCUCAUGUGACAUGAUAAUUAUAAUUUCUUCAUCUAUCCAUCUUAUUUGUAUUUAAUAAGUAAAAAUAAAGAAAGUGAAUUAUAUAA
Molecule: messenger RNA, 1552 nt
Organism: Galleria mellonella (greater wax moth)
Lineage: Eukaryota; Metazoa; Arthropoda; Insecta; Lepidoptera; Pyralidae
Gene: U2af50
Product: splicing factor U2AF 50 kDa subunit
Exons: 8
Coding region: 148-1401 (417 amino acids)
Biological process (GO): mRNA processing
Cellular component (GO): nucleus; U2-type prespliceosome; nuclear speck
Molecular function (GO): pre-mRNA 3'-splice site binding; poly-pyrimidine tract binding
Source: RefSeq, a predicted model, not a curated record